UAUACAUAUUAUUGUAUUUAUUGUAUGCAUAUAUCUUCACGUUGCUGUGCCAGUUAAUGGAAUUGGAAUAUUGGAUGAGCUGAGAUUUUAUUCUGAGCCAAAACGCAAAUGUAGCAAUACUUUGUUUUUUUAGAUAGACGUAGAGGGUAUCGAGAUCAAAUCGAAUAACCGCGAUACUUUUCUGCUUACAAAAUAAAGUUCAUUUAUCAUUGUUGUUUAAUUUUCUUAUCUAUUUUUGAUAAACUUAUACUUCGUCAAUAAUAUUUUUCUAAAGUACGUACAUAGUAUAACUUUUCAUAGUCCUCGGUUUUACUGAGAGUAUUUUUUAUGUUCGACAAAUCGCUAAUUUUUUGCAAAGCAAUCGAACGAUAUUUUUGGAUUAUUACAAUCCACAUGUGCACAAUAUGUAUAGGGCAAAGAGGUUGAGUUUUUUCCAGAGUCGCCUCACUUCACUCGACAGCCGUAUAUAAAACUACUUUUCCAUGGGAAACCGUAAAUUCUGAUGUUGCGAUGAAGUAGAAAAAUAUUCAUGUGAUCGGGUGAUCAACAUCUGUAAAUAAACUACGGAUCGUGAACGAUAACGAUCUUUGGCGGCUGUUACAGUGGCAAAAACCGGUACGCCGGUUCUUAUUGCUGCUUGUAACGGGUAAUACGAUGGUUUUUUUUUUUGCACUUCUGAAUAUAUUAGAAUUCGUAAUUUCGUUUAUUAUUUUAUUGUAAAUCGAAGGAUUCAGAUGUUUACUACCAGAAUGCGCCAGUUCAGAGCUUGUUCGCUGAUAUAUUUGCGCGCGUGAGUACCGGAGCCUCAGUAUUUCAUGCGCAUCGCAAAAAUAAAAGUGAUCAAUAUGAAUAUAAUUGUUACCUUAGCCAUUUUCGGCGUGAUUAGUUAUUCGGGACUGAUAGUUGAGAGUAAAGAUCUGAAUCAACGCCAUUGUGUAACCCUAGGCAAUACGACCGAUUACGUUGGUUUCUACAAGUGCUACGCCAUCUCCAAUUACCUCGAAAGUCUUGUACCGUUGCCUUCAAAUACCAGUGCAAUAUCAUUCACUUAUUCAACAAUUCCAGUUCUCAGGAACCGAUCUUUCGCUAGAUUUGGACAAAGCUUGCACACCCUUAUCUUCUAUUACGUAGAGCUCGUAGAAAUCGAAGACGAAGCGUUUCAGGGAAUUCCCAAAAUUGAGCUUCUCUUCCUGAUCGGCAAUAACUUAGAAGUGAUAAAGGGGAAGUGGUUUGACAAUCUCCCAGAGCUGCAUGCUCUUUCGCUAGCUGAAAAUCACAUUAAACAGAUACAAGGAGAUUUUUUCACAAGGCUGAACUCCCAAGAAUUCGGCUUGAGCAUCGCCAACAACGAGUUGACCUGCCUUCCAAGGGAGGAAUUCCGAGCGAAGUAUGACUCAUUCGAGGAGAUACUCCUACACGGAAACCACUGGACACCUGAAUGUUUAGCCUGGUUCGACACAUUCUGGAUUCCGAAAGCCCCUCUAUACUCAACGCCCACAGCCGAACGUGGCAGUCCAAGAAGUACAGAUUAUCCAGAGAAUGAGAUAAAUUGAAAUAUGAAAGACUUUGUAUCUGAAUUUUAUAUCAAGAUAAUCACUUGUAUCAUGUAUCAUAAUUGUUACGAUUAGCGAUACACAAAAUAUUAAUGAUAAUCAACAGACGGAUGUCCGCGUAUGCCAUUUGGAAGCAUUGUAAACUGCUGGAUCAAUUCUGAAAUAAAUAAAUUGUACUUUGUUCUUGAAAUA
This is a messenger RNA of Athalia rosae (coleseed sawfly), 1745 nucleotides long. Its product is annotated as phospholipase A2 inhibitor-like. Gene Ontology annotation, molecular function: protein binding. The transcript has a single exon. NCBI's taxonomy places the organism in Eukaryota, Metazoa, Arthropoda, Insecta, Hymenoptera, Athaliidae. Bases 816 to 1553 code for a protein of 245 amino acids. Gene Ontology annotation, cellular component: plasma membrane. The record is from RefSeq and is a predicted model, not a curated record.